AUGCCCCGCGCGUUCCUGGUGAAGAAGCCGUGCGUGUCCACGUGCAAGCGCAACUGGAGCGAGCUCCCCGACGAGGAGCGCGGCGAGAUCUACGUGCCAGUGAGCCUGGGCUUCUGCCCCCCGCAGCCCUACUGUGAGCCGGAGCCGUCGGUGGCCGAGCCCCCUUCCUGCCCGCUGGCUUUGGACAUGAGCCUCCGGGACCCCGGCUACAGCGUGGUCCCCGGGCCCUGCGUGGUGGCCCAGCUGCCCUCGGAAGACCCCGGCCGCCUGGCGGAGACUCAGAGCCGAGAGCAUGGCUUCCUGCGCACCAAGAUGAAGGUGACCCUGGGGGACAGCCCGAGCGGGGGCGUCUUCACCUGCCACGUGUGCCAGAAGGCCUUCACCUACCAGCGCAUGCUGAACCGCCACAUGAAGUGCCACAACGACGUGAAGCGGCACCUGUGCACCUACUGCGGGAAGGGCUUCAACGACACCUUCGACCUCAAGAGGCACGUGCGCACCCACACAGGCGUGCGGCCCUACAAGUGCAGCCUGUGCGACAAGGCCUUCACGCAGCGCUGCUCGCUCGAGUCGCACCUCAAGAAGAUCCACGGCGUGCAGCAGAAGUACGCGUACAAGGAGCGGCGCGCCAAGCUGUACGUGUGCGAGGAGUGUGGCUGCACCUCCGAGAGCCAGGAGGGCCACGUCCUGCACCUCAAGGAGCGCCACCCCGACAGCCCGCUGCUGCGCAAGACCUCCAAGAAGGUGGCGGUGGCGCUGCAGAACACGGUCACCUCCCUGCUGCAGGGCAACCAGCACAUCUGA
This is a messenger RNA of Sorex fumeus (smoky shrew), 804 nucleotides long. RefSeq names its product ovo like transcriptional repressor 1 (gene OVOL1). Gene Ontology annotation, cellular component: nucleus. Gene Ontology annotation, biological process: epidermal cell differentiation; regulation of transcription by RNA polymerase II. Lineage: Eukaryota; Metazoa; Chordata; Mammalia; Eulipotyphla; Soricidae. Gene Ontology annotation, molecular function: DNA-binding transcription factor activity, RNA polymerase II-specific; RNA polymerase II cis-regulatory region sequence-specific DNA binding. The transcript has 4 exons. Bases 1 to 804 code for a protein of 267 amino acids. The record is from RefSeq and is a predicted model, not a curated record.